Penicillium canariense is the source of this 1716-nucleotide messenger RNA. Its product is annotated as origin of replication complex subunit 5 family protein. Gene Ontology annotation, molecular function: DNA replication origin binding. Gene Ontology annotation, biological process: DNA replication initiation; DNA replication. The record is from RefSeq and is a predicted model, not a curated record. The annotation marks the transcript as partial. The transcript has 3 exons. NCBI's taxonomy places the organism in Eukaryota, Fungi, Ascomycota, Eurotiomycetes, Eurotiales, Aspergillaceae. Gene Ontology annotation, cellular component: nucleus; nuclear origin of replication recognition complex.
UCGAGGCCGCACGACUCAUCGACUUGUUUGAUAACAACUUCUGUUUCCAGUGAAAUCCAAGGAACUUGGCGACUCAUGCAGCCCAUUGACGUCGCUCGUUCCCUGGGCGCACAAUGGCCCUGCCGGGACGUCCAGGCGAGGCAGCUUGCCAGCCUGCUCCAUGUGAGUAUUUCUCGGAGGUCUCUCCGAGCUCCGCAGCUGGUUGGACCUAGUAUUUCUAGCCCGCCAACGAUGGUGGUAUACGGCGUGGCUGCCACCUGCAAAACAACCAUCAUCCGCGGCGUCCUGUCCACACUCGAAGUGCCGUAUGCCUUCGUUCGCAGUUCAGAAUGCAUCACUGGACGACAUCUCCUGACCAAGAUCCUUUGGAACACACUCGAGGCCCUUGGGAAGAAAGAUGAGUGGGAGAAGUUCGGCAAAGGGCGAUGCGAACACGUGAGCACCCUUGCGGUGCUGUUGGAGGAGUGUCUCGCAACGAAGCCGGACGAGCAGCGCGGGAAGUUUGUGUUGGUGCUGGAUGAAAUUGAUCGGCAGCGAGAGGCACCACAGACAUUACUGUCUGCUUUGGCACGACUGGGAGAGAUCAUUCCGUCGCUUUGUGUUGUUCUGGUGCUGAGCUCGACUCCUCGACCGCUUUUUCUACAGAGUGCAGCAGUCCCCCACAUCAGCUUUCCUCCGUAUACCAGGAAGGAGGCUAUCGACAUUCUACUGGCGUCCCCAGUGCCGUUGGUGGAAGGUCUGCCUGACGAGACUUGUUCGCGGGUAUAUCCGCACUUUGUCGCAACAAUUUUCGAUACCCUAGUUGGACCAACGGCAGGAUCCAUCCCCACGUUCCGAUCUAUAUGCAACCGACUGUGGCCCUUGUUCGUCGCACCAGUGGUGCAGGGCGAGGCUCCGCCCGGCAGGAACACGGAAUGGGACUUCACCCGUCUACUGGUGAAGAAUCGGGCACUUUUCCGGCACCAAGGCGAGUCAGCGCUCGUGCAUCGCAUUGUGCCCGAGGACUCCACCAACCCGGGAAAGACAGUCCGGAAGCCACUGGCAAUCUCAGCUGCUCCAUCCGCCCUGCCUCACCUCCCUUAUUUCUCGACAUUGAUUCUGACAUCCGCAUACCUGGCAUCUCACACCCCGCAACGUCUGGACACAAUCUUCUUCUCCAAGUUCUCUUCAUCAUCGCUGUCGGCACGUAACAAGCGCGCCCACCAUCGUCGCCGGCUGAAGGUCCUUUCCCAAGCGCGGGCCGAAGAUAGAGCAGCUGCCAACGACGAUCCCUCGACACCCCGGAAGGGCAAGCGGACGAAAACCCGCAUCACAAAAUCCACCCUUUCCUCCGCCUUCGCCACAUCCUCUGCCACAACGUCCGCAAUUGGCGGCGGCGCGGGCAUCACGGGCCCAUCGACUAUUCUCACAGCCCGCCCAUUCCCUCUAGAACGCCUCCUGGCAAUCUACCAUGCCGUCGAUCCCAACCCACCCGAAAACCCCAUCCGUACCGGUGCUGUGGCAGAUCAGAUCUACGCUGAGCUAGCGACGUUACGCCGUCUGCGUCUUGUGGUGCCUGCUUCGGGCCAUGUUGGAUUUGCGAGCACGGGGAGUGGGAAUACAAGUGCGGAUGCGGGCGAAAAGUGGUGCGUGAAUGUGUCGGGUGAUUGGAUUGGGGAGCUGGCGAAGGGCAUUGGGGUUGAAGUUGGAGAGUGGCUUGCCGGUGGGCUGGAUUGA